Lactuca saligna is the source of this 961-nucleotide messenger RNA. The record is from the annotation of a GenBank genome assembly. NCBI's taxonomy places the organism in Eukaryota, Viridiplantae, Streptophyta, Magnoliopsida, Asterales, Asteraceae.
AUGUGGAGGCUAGAAGCAACAUUAUUAGAGAGCUCCUUCGUACCGCUUCGCCCCCUUUCUGCCCUAGAUCAUCUGCUCAAAUCAGUGUUAGUUGACCUUGGAAACAUAGGCUUGUCUGUUCAAGCUAUUAAAGAGUGUUUUGGGUUUUGCGAUUUCAUCUUCUUGCAAAAGCUUCGAGUUAAAGAAGGGAAAAAGGUGGAAAGUGCUUCAGGGGAUACUAAUUUUCAAGCUCUUAAGACAUAUAGUCGUGAUUUUGUGGAGCAAGCCUGGAAGCUUGACCCUGUAAUUGGCCGAUACACAACAGCACGUUUCUUGCCUGAUAAGGCUAUUGACCUUGUGGAUGAGGCAUGUGCAAAUGUUAGGGUACAACUUGAUAGUUAACCUGAAGAAAUAGACAAUCUUGAAAGGAAAAAAUGCAAUUAGAAGUCGAGCUUCAUGCUUUGCAUGCAAUUUGAGAGAUAAGCUUCAAUUAUCAUGAUCAUGAUAUUAAUUAUCAUUUGUGAUUUAAUUUGCUUUUUAUGAAAUCUAUCAGUGCAGGUAAUUGGAGCAACAUGGUAUUUAUUGGAUAUUGAGAGCCAAUGUUCAUGUUGGAAGGAAGAAUGUGCAAAAGAGAAGAAACUUGACUAAUCAAUGAUGAGCCGGGACGUGACAUUUGGUUAUAAUAAACUCAGGUACAAAGUUUUCCUUCUAUUUAUACUUCCAAAGCUGGUUUUAGGGUUUGAUAUGAUUUUGAGUAUUUGAGUCAUGAAGAUUUACUACCAAUCUACUACUGCAAGACUAAAAGAAUGGAGGGUCAAAAGAAGGGACACCGAAAAAUGGAUGACUACACUUGGUUGUAUAAAACUAGUUUUGGAAUAGAGUACAAGGGUGUAUUGUAAUACAAUGUAUUGGAAUAUACUAUAGCUAACUAAUGUUAAACAUGUUUUAUUUUAAGUAAUAAUAUUAUGUUUCCAUUUAUUAA